GUCGUUUUGUUAAUUCUCGGCGUUGCCGUUCUUUCACAAUUCACUGUCCCAAGAAAUCGAAACCACGUGUUUUCGGCUGUAAAUUCAGAAUAAUUAUUCGUGUUAUUUGAUUCUUCUUUCCUCCAUUUCCAAAUUGGAUCCUUCCCAUAAGCCAGCAAUUUCUUUUAACGUGCAAUGGUUAUGUUGAAGGUUGAAAAAAAUCAUGCAGACAUGACUCCUACUCCAAAAAAGAAAGACAAGAAGUUGAAACUAGUGGGAAAUGACUCAACACCAAAGGUUGCAAAAGCUGCCAAUGGUGAAGGCCUUCAAAAGAACUCCGUUUCAUCAGCUGUAAAGCCCAAGAAAAGUAAAGAGAGCGCUCCUGCCUCUCCGACCAAGUCAGCUAACGAUGGAGGCGCCUCACCGUCAAAGAAAAAGAAUAUUAAUAAAGGAAAAGAAUUUGGAAAAUACGGCAAAAGAAAUGAGAUGAAAUCCAAGGAUGAUGUUUUUGGGAAGAUGGUCAAAGAGGAGGCUGUGAAAGAACAUUUAUCGCCAAUGUUUUUGAAAAAGUUAGAAAAAUGCACCGCUCGGCUGCCGCUUGGAGGAAAAAGAUUUGUUUACUGGUUGGUGCAUGAUGUCAAAUACAAAAUUAAAUUCCUUCCUGUCAUCGAAGAGGUGUUCAAACUGAUCAAGGACAUGAAAGUUCUACCGCUUCCAGCUAAUGGUCAACCUCCAAAAACUGCUUCGCAAAAGAAGAAGGAAAAACGCCUGAAGAGGAAACAGAAACUGAAAGAAGCAGCCGGCAUUACAGGUUCAAAGAAAGAAAAUGUAAAAUCGGGUGACUCUCCUGCAGCAGCUAUCACUACUCCAGAAAGACCAGAAAAGCGUAAAAUUAAUGAAGUCAGCGAAACAAGUGCUGUUAUAGGGUCAGUUGAGAGUGCUAAGAAGAAAAAAAUUAAGACUGAAAAAGUCAGUGUCAAGUUGGAACCAUCCUCGGAUGGUGAAGCAGCUAACAAUUCUUUUACCGCUGCAAAUAACGACAGUCCAAAAGAGAAGAAGAAGAAGAGAAAAAGCCUUGCCAAACAGUCAGCUUGAGACCGAAUUAAAGUGACCAUUGGAUUCUAAGACUGGAGCAGUUUUGCAUACGCUUUUCUUGAGAAAUUUUGGGUUUUAAGACACUGGAUUUAAAGCGAACAAGGAAGAAGUUUAAUUUCCUCUGUGAAGUCGUAACUGAAUUUUAUUUUCUGUUGUUCUUUUUAACUGGAACUUUCGCUGUCUCUCGGGAGUAGAAAUGGACUAUGAGUAAUAUUACUGCUUCCAAAAUGACUUCAGGUCAGAAUGCAGUUCUUCCAUUUUUCUCGAACAGCUAAUCUUGAAAUUUUGCCAAGAGCCUGAUCUGAUUACGAAUAGCUUAUCUGCUCAGAUGAAAUUCUUAAGUGUAAAAAGUUCAACUAAAGGUAUUUUGAAAAUGUGAAAGAACAUGCUUUCUUAAAAAGUCAUUCAUAUUAGUUGAACCCUUAACCAUUCUAAGUGUUUUCUCUCACUUAAGUGUUAAAAACUACUAAAUAAGAAUGCUCAGUAAGUACUCGGGUACUUAGCAUGUCAUAGUUCAAGCCAUUCCGCUGAGAGUCAGAGACCUCAUGGAAAGUGCAACUUUCGGGUGUUUUUUCUAAGACCAAUCUAGACAGGUCAGUUACCUACUGCACAUCUUUUUGAAAUUCACUCCCUAGCCUGGCCCUCAGUGGUUGCAUCCAUUAAAAGUGCAUUGCAUUUAAUCUUUCUGCUGCAAUGUGUAAUAGGGUCCCAAAACUUGUCCCCCGGGAAUGACUGACCUGUGUGGAUUGGUCUUAAUCCUUUAAAUUCUCCCCCUCCCUCCAUUAUCAGCUCACUGAAAAAGUGAAAAAUUAUCAUUUUACAUUACGGAAAAUGAAGAAAUGUCAUCUUACAUUGGCUCAAACUGAUUUUUACUGUCUUCAAUCUAUUAAGCUUGACUGAAUAUCGAAUUUUCCAUAUUAAAGACAAAGAAAAGUUAUUUUCCGAAGAAAAGUUUAACUUUUUUAGGGGAACCCUCCCCCCGUUAAAUUUCCUUAUUUUGCCUUUAUUGUAAAUUAUGUAUUCACCAUCAUGAUGAUAACUUGUUACAGCUGGUUGUUUCAGCCAUGAGUAGGGGCAAAGUAAUUCCAGUUCUUGACUAUACGUACGAUUGAGCAUCUUUUUGUUGACAUUGUUAUCUUGUCUGAAGAAACCUGUCGGUUAAAUUGUGAUCCCACAGCUUUUAAGUUAAAAUAAUUUGAUUUUUAAUUAUUAAAAUUUUACCAUCCCAUUACUUUUUGUACAUGUUUUGUUCUUUAAAUUAGUUUUUCUUUCCUUGC
Bemisia tabaci is the source of this 2351-nucleotide messenger RNA. RefSeq lists its product as uncharacterized. The record is from RefSeq and is a predicted model, not a curated record. Lineage: Eukaryota; Metazoa; Arthropoda; Insecta; Hemiptera; Aleyrodidae.